AUGCGUACGGUGAACCUUGACACUUACAGCCUGUCACUGCUUACGGCCAAGGAGGACAUCCUCAACCAUCGCUCCUCAACGAACUGGGCUUUAUUUGUAUACGAAGGGCUCACGAGCAAGCUCAAACUAGCUGACUCAGGAGUGGGCGGUGUUUCAGAGUUGGCGAGCAAGUUUCAUGCAUCAAAACCACAAUAUGGACUUUGCAGAGUGGGAAAUUCAGACACAGGAGGACCCCGAAUCGCUAUGAUUGCCUGGGUUGGUGAACAUGUGGAAGAAUUCCGCAGGACGGAAUGUACCGGACACAUUCCAGCCAUCAAACACUUUUUCAAGGAGGCGCACGCCUUCAUUAGUGCACACAAAGCAGAUGACGUGACAGAGGAGAAGAUAAGAGCUGAGCUCAGCAAGAGCCAACCUCAUUCUCACUGGGCCAAGAAGAGCUCCAGGUCCUCAGAAAGGGAGGACUUAGUUGGCACAAACUAUAGGAAAACCAAUGCUGCAAUGGAGAUGAGACUCAUCAACAGAGACUCCUUUUGGGCGCGUGAAGAGCGAGAAGAAGAACUGAGAAAGGAGGAGGAGAGGAGACGGGCCUUGGAUGAGAGAAGGCGGCUUGAACGAGAACGUGUUUUGAAGGAACGAAAGGAAUCAGAAGAGAGAGAUCGAAAAAUGAAUGAGAAACUGCGAAUGAUAGAGGAGCAAAGACGAAAGCAAGCAGAACAAGAGGAGGAGCUGCGAAGAAAGGAGAAAUUUAGAUGGGAACAACAGCAGAGAGAGCACGAGGAAGACAUGAGAGCUCGUCUGAGAAGGAGCGAGUCCAUAGAAAAGGCCGCUGAGGCCGCAGUGUUAGUGUCCCAACGCUCCAUGAACCCUCGAGAGUUCUUCAGGCAGCUGUCGUCAUCGUCGUCGCAAAGUCCGACCAGUCCUGGAUCUUCACGUGCUGGCAAACCAUACAGACGAUACCAGCGCAGCCUUACAGACACAGCUUUUAUCUUCUCUAAAGCAGAGGACAACACGCCACCCUCCCCUCUUAGCUCUCCACUGGUCUCCCCUUUCUUACGGGCCUCUCCCUCCCGCGUUGACGCCACGUCUCCCACGAGCCCCGUUUUUCGUCCUGUCACUUCUCCCACCAGGAUCAAAGUCCACAACGUGUCACCGCCCACAUCCCCACUUCACAAUGCCCCUCAAGCUUCAGCUCCGGUGCCUGAAGUGCCUCCUGCUGAAGUUCCAUCACCUGUGGAACCCUCUGCACCAUCACCAUCCAUUAAUCCGGAAACAUCUCCAGUCUUCAGCUUGGAAAGAAACAUACCCUCUGAGCCUCUUCCUGGGGCUCUGCCAGCCUCCCCCCCGAAUACUCCAAUUGAUCAAGAGCUCUCAACUUUCUGCUUUGAAGGUCCACCUCCACAGCCACCAUCAUCUCCCCUCCCUGAAAUACCACAACUUAACACGGAUCUCCAUACAACUAUGUUCGUACAUACUGACACUGGCUUCAAAGCACAAGCUGUCCUUCUAGAAGUAGAUGAAGAGGAAGAUGACGUAGAGGAGAAGGAGGAAGCGGAAGAAGUGGUGGUGAAUGAAGAAGAAAAGACUGAAGAGGAAGAAGAUGUAAAAGAGGAAGCUGAUGAGCAACCACAACUUUGCGCUUCUACUGAGGAACUCGCCCAGGCUGUCUUGGAGGAGCAAAUGCAGGAGGAGGAAAAAUUAGAGCAAGAAGUCGAGCCUGCAUCCCCAGAGGAAACAACUGAGGAGCUGCAUGUUGAUAAAGAGUUCAAUGACAAAACAAAGCACAAUGAGAGAUUUGAGGACAGUCAGAGCCCAGAUGAAGCUGCUGAUCUUUCAGAAAAAGAGGAAAAGUCCGAGCUGACAGAUGAAGGUCAAAUCAUCAUUUCAGAUGAGGACCACCUUUGGCAGACUAUCAAGCUUGAGACUGUGCUUCUGCCAACCAAUGGGUUCACACAUGAGGAACAAGAGAAUGGAAUAGGGAGAUCGCUUAGCCCGUCUGAUGCAGAAAUCAGCUCACCGGAGCUAAGCGGCUGUUAUGACCUUCACAAUAUUGCAGACAGCGACGAGAAAGAUAUGUCAGAAAAUGGACAAGAGGUUUCAUCUGAGCAACAAAUAUGCGUCAGAGCUCUGUACGACUACCAAGCAGAGGAUGAAUCCGAGAUCUCCUUUGAACCCGGUGACAUCAUCCGGGACGUGGAAACGGUGGAUAAAGCUUGGUGGAGGGGCUGGAGCAAAGAUGGACGUCAAGGCUUGUUCCCCGCCAAUUACGUGGAGACCAUAUAG
Nerophis lumbriciformis (worm pipefish) is the source of this 2280-nucleotide messenger RNA. NCBI's taxonomy places the organism in Eukaryota, Metazoa, Chordata, Actinopteri, Syngnathiformes, Syngnathidae. The record is from RefSeq and is a predicted model, not a curated record.